AAAACUCGCCAAUAAUUCUUUCGUGUGUGACUGCAUUAUAUCGUGGUUUUUGGAUAGUAUUCAGAACUCCUCGAACAGUGAUCGCAUUAUAGAUUUGGAAACUCUCAAAUGUGGCUCGCCCGACCAACUUCGUUCCCUGAAUCUUACACAGUUAAACCGCGAGGAUGUAUGUUUUGCACCAAAACUAUUAACAAAUGAAACUGCUGCUAACAUUUCAACGACGCCACACCCAGGUACAAAAUAAUUCUCCUGGGCGUCUUUCCACAUAUUAAGACUCACAUUUCUAUAGCAUAAAUUUACAUGUAGCGCAAAUUUACAUGAUCAAUCGCGCUUUGCAUCAAGUAUUAAUACGCUUUCCUAAUUACAUACUUAGUUUAAACCCUAGACAUUUUAUCUUUUACAAUGGACCAUUUGCAUUACAGACUAAAUUUUCUUUCAAAUCGUAUUAUUUAAGAUCCUUGCCUACCAAAUGGGGUCCCCAAAUGCAAUCCUGGUACGGAAAUAUGCACAAGAAAUGGAGAAUGUCAUUGUAAACAAGGCUUCACUAGAAAGACGGAAACUGGUCAAUGUGAAGGUAAAAAGUACUAUAUGUACUAAAGGUUUAUGAAUUUUUAAUGAGUAUUUUAAGAUAGUAUAAAAUAUUGAUCAUUGAUAAUAUCGAAACUUCAAAAGGCAUACAUGCCAGAACAUAAGUCAUGAGUGGAUGGCAUGGAGAAAAGUGAGGUUUUCAAAACAAUGAAAAGACAAUGGAACAUUCCUACCCCUGGAUCAUGACUGGAUGGCAUGGGAGAACAAUGGGGUUUUCAAAACAACGGAACAUUCCGAUCCCCGAAUCUUGAGUAUACAGUAUAAAAUGUGACUUACCAUUUCAUUCUGGAGAUGGUCUUGGAGAUAGUCUUCCAGGGAACGGCCCAGUAUAGGUAAUAUUCUACAGCAUUCUCCAGUUUCUGAAAAAAACAUUAAAAGCACUUCGCCGAAAUAUGGAAAUUCGCUUUGUCUAUAUCUAGUUUAUACGAAACAUGGGUGACGGGAUCCACCGUGUUACCCGCACGUGACUGGAGCUAAAUGCAAUCCUGGGUCAGAAGGGCUUGUGCACGCUAGUAUAGUAGAAAAUUUCAAUUUUCACACAUUUUGCAAUAUUUCCUGACCAGAUUUAAUAGGUGUCUCUUUUAAAAAACAUUCUCUUUUUUAUUUUCAAACUUGGGCGUAUCGAGUCAAUGUUAUCUGCAUGAUUGCACCUUGCUCUUGUCUAUUCUGUAGAAUAAGUUAGAUCAACGUGUACAUACUGAUAACUUUAUUCUCAUGGUUGUCAGAUGUUAGGAUCCGAGGUUACCGCGUUACCUGCACGUGACUGGAGCUAACUGCAAACCUGGGUCAGCUAGUGUUGUGCACGCUAGUAUAAUAGAAAAUUUCAAUUUUUCCCACCAACCAGAUUUUAAUAGGUACCAGCCCUUUCUCUUUAGCAUUUGAUGAUGCCUGUCUCGGGAACAACAACUGUUCUGAGUAUGCUCAGUGUAUCAACGAGAUUGGAUCGUACAAGUGUAUUUGUAAAUCUGGCUACAUUGGAGAUGGCAGGCAAUGUAAAGGUUGGUAUGUGGGAUAGUGAUACAAAAAAAAUUCGACAUGAUAAAAACACACGUAAAAAUCUCACAACUUGUCAACAAGAUGUGUUCGCAACAGGCUUGUAGCAAGCUUGCCAACAAGUUGUAACAAUGUUGUUAUUUUAUCAAGUUGCUACAAGGUUGUCACUCACAACUUGAUGAAUUGCAGGACAAUAUCAAGUUGUUGGAACAACUUGCAACAAGUCUGUUGAGCUCAACAAUUUUGUAGCAAGCUGUCAUGGGAACAAGCAGUGCGAACACAUCCUGUUGACAAGUUGUUGGAACAGCAUUGCUACAAGUCUGCUGCAGGUUUGUUACAACUUGUGAGUUUUUACCCAAGUUACUUAACGGGGUACCCCCAAUCUCCAGUCCCGCGAUGUAUAAUGAUGUUCUUUCUCUCUCGCACAGACAAGAACGAGUGUAAAGACAGAGUAAGCAAUGAAUGCCACAAGUACGCUUUGUGUAUAAAUAAAGAUGGCGGGUACACAUGUCGUUGUAGAAAAGGUUUUGAACAACACAAAGAAGGAAGAGUGUGUAUAAGGAAAAGUAAGAUAUUUUAAUUUAGUUUGAGCUGGUGUGUUCAUACUCGAAGCGAAUAUUACUCCCGACGAUUAUUCCUUGUUCUUUUUUAAGAUGAAAUUUCUGUCAAGACGUUUGUUCUGGGUGGAUUGCUCGCUGCCGCUCCGCUCGUAACCUUUGUUGCUCUCUCGGUAUUUAUCUGCCGGAGGUAAGGCUUUUCAACCAACUAUAACUACGGUCAUUCUUCAACCUAGGCAGAAAUUUCAACCAGUCUCCUGAAUUGUGCCAAAGAGCUUAAAUGUUGUCGAGAAGAUCUCGCAGUUGAAGAUUAUUAUUGCUGCUUGAAUAAGUUUUCGUUUUCAAAGGUCGUAGGCUCGAUUCCCACCGUGGACAGGCAUAUUUUUCAAUCUUGCCCGGUGUGGAUAUACACUCAGAGUAACAUCACAAGCAUCAAAACUAUAAUCUAGCACUAGAAGAAUAAUGUGGUUUUGCUGAAUCGUGCACUGACACUUAUUUCAAUACAUCAAAAUCAUCCCGCAUCUCAUCCGGGCAAAGCGCGAUCAUGUAAACAGUCCCUGACCAAGUGUGAGGUAUGUGUAAUAAUAAUUCACGUUUACACUUAACAGGCGUUUACGUACACAGAUGUUGGAAAGACAAGCCGCAUAUUCACCAGAGAGUCCGCCUAAUGAUGACGUCAUGCCGCCUGAUAAUCAACAGCUUAUUCUUGGAGCCGAUAGUUAUUAUUAA
Molecule: messenger RNA, 2867 nt
Organism: Paramuricea clavata
Lineage: Eukaryota; Metazoa; Cnidaria; Anthozoa; Malacalcyonacea; Plexauridae
Source: the annotation of a GenBank genome assembly